Molecule: messenger RNA, 462 nt
Organism: Salvia hispanica
Lineage: Eukaryota; Viridiplantae; Streptophyta; Magnoliopsida; Lamiales; Lamiaceae
Product: F-box protein CPR1-like
Molecular function (GO): protein binding
Source: RefSeq, a predicted model, not a curated record
AUGCCGUGCCUAUUGACAAAUCUGCCAUCAGAGAUCAUCGCCAUCAUCUUCUCUAAGCUCCCCAUUCCAACCCUUGCAAUAAGCAAGUGUGUAUGCAAACGGUCGCUGAACCUGCUGAAGGAUGAUUAUUUCAUCAAUUCCUAUUUUUCUAAAUUAUCCCCAGCCCUAGCUGUCAUGCUGCCAUUGAACCCCUCAUACCGCUGCAAAAUUUUCGAAUUGGAAGACGAUCUCGAUCGCCACAAUCCACUAACCUACAUCAAUUUCCUCUACAAAUCGCGAAUAGAGGCUUCCGCCAACGGUUUGCUCAUUCUCGGAAAUUGCGAGAAACUCCUCGACACCUUUUCCGUGUGCAAUCCUAUCACUCGCGAAUCAAUUCGGCUUCAACCGGUUCCACUAGGAAUUUCUUACGGAUUCGGGAAGAGCAGAAUCAGCGGGCAAUAUAAGCUUGUGACAGUUGGCUGA